Prionailurus viverrinus (fishing cat) is the source of this 626-nucleotide messenger RNA. RefSeq names its product glycine N-phenylacetyltransferase-like. The coding region runs from base 138 to 626 and encodes 162 amino acids. The transcript is spliced from 5 exons. NCBI's taxonomy places the organism in Eukaryota, Metazoa, Chordata, Mammalia, Carnivora, Felidae. Gene Ontology annotation, cellular component: mitochondrion. Gene Ontology annotation, molecular function: glycine N-acyltransferase activity. The record is from RefSeq and is a predicted model, not a curated record.
GACUGCAUUUCAUACCCUGUUGCCAGAAGUUUGUACAGAUAGUAUAUUUAAUCUUCUAGAAUAGCCUACAGCCUCUUGUCUUUUCUUUGGGAUCUCUCCAGAGACUAAGAUUGACAGCUUUGCAGGGUAAGGCCAAGAUGUACCACUUACAAGGCCCCCAAGUGCUGCAGAUGCUAAAGAAAUCCUUGAGGAAGAGCCUCCCUGAGUCCUUAAAGGUUUAUACAACUGUCUUCCACAUGAACCAGGGAAACCCGUUCAAGUUAAAGGCCGUGGUGGACAAAUGGCCUGAUUUUACAACAGUGGUUAUCCGCCCUCAGGAGCAGGAAAUGACAGAUGAUUUUGAUCACUACACCAACACCUACCAAAUCUAUUAUAAGAAUCCCACAAACUGCCAAGAAUUCCUUGGUGCAUCAGAUGUCAUCAAUUGGAAGCAACAUUUGCAGAUCCAAAGUUCACAGUCCAGCCUGAACGAGGUGAUACAAAAUAUUGCAGCUGCUAAAUUGGUCAAGGUCAAGCAAGAUCAAGCCAUUAUGUAUAUGAUGGCUGAGACAGCAAGUAAACUGAUCCCUUCCCUGCUGGAGGCAAAGAACUUACCUCCUAAAUCUGGCAGACCCAAGGCCAUGUGA